AUGGCAUAGCCAAGUAAAAGAAAAUAAUCAAGAUCUUUUGAAGAUAGCGAAGUAGCAAUUUUAACAUAAGUGAUAGUAUAGGAGGAAGUUGUUUAGGGAAGGUGGACAAAAGAUGAACAUUAAAGAUUUGUAGAAGCGUUGAGUAUAAAUGGGAAAAAUUGGAAAAAAGUUGAAGAAUAUGUUGGUACUAGAAGUGGUGCCUAAAUUAGGUAUUUACAUAUUUGUGAAUUAAGAUCUCAUGCAUAAAAGUUUUUCAAUAGAUUAGAAAAAGAAUUUAAUAAAUAAUUUAAUGGUCUUAAGAGUUCAGAAAUUAAACAGAUUUUUGAAAAUAAUAUACAUCAUUAUUCAGAAGGGGAUUAGACAUAAAAAAGAUAAAGAUUUGGUUCUAUUAAUGGUAAUACAAAUAUAUUAUAUUUAGAUAUUUCUGAAGAUGAUAUAUAAGGAAACUUAGAUUCAAUGUAAAUAGAAUCAAAUUAGAUAUAACUACAAUAAUAAUAAGUUAAAAUGCAAUUACAACAGGGUAUUUUAGAUUUAAAUCUACCUGAUUCAUGUUAUCACUAAAAUGCAAAGGAUCAAGUCACCAAAUAUCAAUAAUAACAAAAUAAAUUGUAAAAGAAAAUACAAGAUAUUGUUGAUCGAAAUUACCCUGAAGAAUUAAUUAAAGAAAUUUGUGAAUUGCAUAAAGAAAAAGAUCAAAUUAUAGCUAUUCAAUAAAUUUAAAAUGCUUAUUAAUCCAUUGCUGAAGUUAAUCAAUUUGAAUAACAACAAUCCUUAAAAUAAUAGUAGUCUUAAUAAACUCAAACAGAAUAAUAAUAAUAAUAGAAGAUUAAUUAUUAAUUAAAUGAAGAAUCUAGACCUGGAAAUGAUGAAUCAUUUUUUCACUUUAUAAUGUAUAUAUUCUCUUUUUAGGACUAGGGCAAGAAAUUAAAAGUAUAUAAAUAAUAGAAAAUUGAGCUUAUCUGAUUUGAUAGAUGUACCAAAGAAAGAUGAAAAAGCAUAAGAAUCAGAAAUGUUGGAGUAAAAAUAACAAUAAUAAUAAGAGAAUGAAGGAUAAAGGAGUAGAAAAUAAUCAUUUACUUUUUACAACGAUUAGGUUGAAGAUAAUGAACUAAGAUAUUAGACACUCAAGAAAAACAAGAAAGAUUAAUGA
Messenger RNA from Paramecium primaurelia, 1150 nucleotides. Lineage: Eukaryota; Ciliophora; Oligohymenophorea; Peniculida; Parameciidae. The record is from the annotation of a GenBank genome assembly.